CCCCGCCCGCGCCGCCGCGCCGCCCGGGAGCUGCCUGCGGUCACCGUGCGCCCGGGUGCCCGCCGCUGGGCAGAGAGGAGCGCGCGAGCCGGGCGGCCAGCCCGACCCGGCGCCCCGGGCUGGAAACUUCCGCGGGCGCCCAGCCGGGGCUCUGGCGCAGGGCCGGGACGGGAAAGAAACUACAAGGUAUCUAUGGGGCCACAUCUAUACCAGCAACUCCGAUGACUUGAAUGAGUAUGGGGUUCUUAGUUUUUCAAGAUCCACAUAUACCGGAUCCUUCUGCACAACUGCUGUGUUCAGGCUUUCUCCGGUUUUGUGAAGACUGAGCAGAAGUCUGAUGAUGGGAAGUCGGAAGACUUGAUUUCUUGCCUCAGCAGCACCCAGCAUCACCUGAAAAGUGAAGCAGAGAGUAAGCUAGCCAUGGCCGAAAAUUCAAGUUUAUGGAAGAACUUGAUAGAUGAGCAUCCGGUCUGCACUGGAUGGAAGCAAGAGGCUGAAGGAGCCAUUUAUCAUCUGGCCAGUAUUUUAUUUGUAGUAGGUUUCAUGGGUGGCAGUGGAUUCUACGGGCUCCUUUAUGUCUUCAGUUUGCUGGGUUUGGGUUUUCUUUGUUCUGCUGUCUGGGCAUGGGUAGAUGUCUGUGCAGCCGACAUCUUUUCCUGGAAUUUUAUAUUGUUUGUCAUCUGCUUCAUGAAAUUUGUCCAUAUUGCUUAUCAAGUUCGCAGCAUAACCUUUGCCCGAGAAUUCCAGCUAUUAUACAGCUCCAUUUUCCAACCUCUGGGGACAUCUAUGCCCAUCUUCAGAAUCAUUGCUUUGAGCUCUGAUGUGGUGACUUUGGAAAAGGAGCACUGUUAUGCCAUGCAGGGGAAAACCUCCAUUGAUAAACUCUCCUUGCUUGUUUCAGGAAGGAUGCGAGUGACAGUUGAUGGAGAAUUUCUGCAUUACAUUUUCCCCUUCCAGUUCCUGGAUUCUCCUGAAUGGGACUCCCUGAGACCCACCGAGGAAGGCACUUUUCAGGUUACCCUCACAGCAGAAACCGAUUGUCGAUAUGUGUCUUGGAGAAGAAAAAAGUUAUAUUUGCUCUUUGCUCAGUAUCGUUACAUCUCCCGAUUGUUUUCAGUUUUAAUUGGCAAUGACAUUGCAGAUAAACUAUAUGCCUUGAAUGACAGGGUAUAUAUAGGGAAAAGAUACCAUUAUGACAUUCGGUUACCCAACUUCUAUCAAAUGUCAAGUUCAGAAAUGUCCAAAUCACCCGAUUGAACAUUUUCAGAACUCUAAAGAUUACUGUAAUAAAUGACAUCCCAAUUUGAAAUUUUAUAAUUAUAUUUUUUAAAAAGAUUUCUUCAUUCCCCAAAGGAAAGAGCAAAAUACAGAAAACUGAAUGUGUUCAUAUUUUUAUAAAUCAAACUUAAAGGCACAGUAUCAUUGUCUGCUGUUUUACUCAUCUCAACUUGGUCAUUGCAUAUCAAUUUUGCCAACUUUAAUUGUAUUUCUUAUCGGAACAAGUGGAGGGAGGAUGUAUAACUACAGGCAAUUGGCUCUUUUCUGUAUCAGAACUGGGAGAAUGAAAUUUUGCAUUCUCUAAAAUUUUCUCAGAUUUAUUCAAAUCUGUCAUCAUGCCCUAUGGAGUUCAGAGUUGCUUCUCAAGAAGCAGCCGACGAGUAUUCUCAGCACGCCUGGGUCACUACAGUCCACAAUGACAUUUCCAGAAUUCACUUUUUCUACAACCUCUGGUGAAAGCUGUGUUAUUGUGAUAUGCAGCAAUUAUUUAUUUGAAAUGUGAAGUUACUUCAUAUGACUAUAAAGUAGAAUAAAUGUGAGAUCAUCAUA
This is a messenger RNA of Sorex fumeus (smoky shrew), 1827 nucleotides long. It is a transcript of the gene POPDC3, whose product is annotated as popeye domain containing 3. Gene Ontology annotation, cellular component: sarcolemma. The coding region runs from base 421 to 1257 and encodes 278 amino acids. Gene Ontology annotation, molecular function: cAMP binding. The record is from RefSeq and is a predicted model, not a curated record. The transcript has 4 exons. NCBI's taxonomy places the organism in Eukaryota, Metazoa, Chordata, Mammalia, Eulipotyphla, Soricidae.